Polyodon spathula (Mississippi paddlefish) is the source of this 1755-nucleotide messenger RNA. Its product is annotated as F-box only protein 8-like. The coding region runs from base 274 to 1302 and encodes 342 amino acids. Gene Ontology annotation, molecular function: protein binding; guanyl-nucleotide exchange factor activity. Gene Ontology annotation, biological process: regulation of ARF protein signal transduction. NCBI's taxonomy places the organism in Eukaryota, Metazoa, Chordata, Actinopteri, Acipenseriformes, Polyodontidae. The transcript has 7 exons. The record is from RefSeq and is a predicted model, not a curated record.
GAUACUGCUGGAAGACGAGCUAGUGACAGAUGGGGGGCGGGGAGGGAUUAGGAACAUUAUUUUCAGGUUAAAACUCAGCCUUGCCAUUUACAGUGUGGUGCUGUUACACGAAGACAGGUUGCCAUUCCUGGACCUUCCCAGGCUCUAGUUUUAUUUAAAUGGGUCGUUUUAUAAAGUGAUAAACAGAGGAAGUAUUACUGCAUAAAAGUUUUGAUAAUACUAGUGUGUUCGUCGCGGCGGCGGUGAAACUUCGACAUUACAGGUCUACUGUACAUGCUUGUGACCGGGUGGCUUGUGGUGACGUCAGACCAGGAAGAGACAGGCUCAGCACUACUGGGUCUGCAGAUGGGUCAGAUGCUGUGGAGGGUUGCUAGAAACCAGCAGUUUCAGCAAGAAUACAGUGAGCAGGGCUACCUUCCAAGGGAGUGUGGCAGAAGAACGGCUGCUGCUGCUGAUAAUGUGAACCACCACAGACAGGGCCAAGGUGGAAUAGAUAUCUACCAGUUGUUGAAAGCUAGGAAAUCCAAGGAGGAGCAAGGGUUCAUUGACUUAGAAAUGCUUCCGCCUGAGUUGAGCAUUACUAUUCUGUCUUACCUGAAUGCUACUGACCUCUGCCUGGCAUCAUGUGUCUGGCAGGACCUAGGUAAAGAUGAGUACCUGUGGCAAGGACAGUGCAAGUCCACGUGGGGUCACUGUUCCAUAUACAAUAGGAGAUUGCCAUCUGAGUUCUCCUACAGAAAACUCUACAUGCAACUCGACGAGGGCAGUCUUACUUUCAACGGCAACCCUACUGAGGGAAUUGAGUACUUUAUGUCAAAGGGUAUUCUAAAUGACCACCCAGAGGAAGUUGCUAAGUUUAUAUUCUACACAAGAACACUAAACUGGAAGAUGUUAAGGAUAUAUCUUGAUGAAAGGAGGGAUGUUCUGGAUGAGCUUGUAACACUUCACAACUUUAGCAACCAGUUCUUGCCCAAUGCACUGCGAGAGUUUUUCCGGCACAUUCACGCACCAGAGGAGCGUGGCGAGUACCUUGAGACUCUCAUUACUAAAUUCUCACACCGCUUCUGUGCAUGCAACCCUGCUUUGGUGAGGGAGGUUGGUCUAAGUCCAGAUGCAGUCAAUGUGCUUUGCUACUCCCUGAUUCUGCUGUCCAUCGACCUGUCAAGCCCACAUGUCAAAAACAAAAUGUCAAAGCGAGAGUUCAUUCGAAACACUCGCCGUGCUGCUCAGAACAUCAGUGAGGAUUUUGUGGGGCACCUCUACGACAACGUUUACCUUAUCGGCCAUGUGGCUACUUCAUAGAACAAAACAUUGCAUGUAACAUUUACAUAAAAAGCAGCAAGGGCACAUAAAAUAUAAUCAUGCUAUAGACAAGGGGUUGUGUUAGUGCUGGUCAUUCUAACCUCUAUAAUACAAUCAAUUAAGUCUUUAUCGUGCUAACUGAAGGACUGUGUGAAGAAUACUAUUUCUGUAUAUUUUGUAUGUUAUCAUGGUCUGCACAUGUUUGUGCCAAUAGACAGUAUAGAAUUUAAAAAAAAAAAAAAAAAACAAGCAGUAAUCUGAAUAACACUGACAUGUCAAGUUAGGGAAAGAAAAUGGUAAUUGUGGUAAGGGGUUUCUUAAAUUAAGUUACGCAUUAAACCCUAACUAUUCUUUUUUUUGCUUUUUUAUUGCGUGUGAUGUGUAAAUAUUUAACUAGAGAGAUUUAUACACAAUUAUUUUAUUGUAUUUUAACUAAAUAAUUUUCUCUAAAAA